Molecule: messenger RNA, 1011 nt
Organism: Drosophila hydei
Lineage: Eukaryota; Metazoa; Arthropoda; Insecta; Diptera; Drosophilidae
Product: integumentary mucin C.1
Exons: 2
Coding region: 1-1011 (336 amino acids)
Cellular component (GO): extracellular region
Molecular function (GO): chitin binding
Source: RefSeq, a predicted model, not a curated record
AUGUCUACAACUGAGUCGAAACUACUUGGCUGCCUGCUGCAGCUGCUCUGCCUGUUCGCCACAGCCAGUGCGACCUGUAACGUCUGCAACGCCGUCAACAACAUGGCCUGCUAUUCGUCUACUCAACUUCAGGCUUGCGAUGCAACCAACUUGCCCACUCUCAUACCCACCAGCUGUCCCGCUGGCAAUGUGUGUGUGAGUGGUGCGGCUGGUGCGCUCUGCGAGCCGAGUAGCACCACCACAGUAGCUGAUUGCCAGGACUGCAACAAGUGCGAUGCUAGCAUGACCUUUGCCUGCACCUCAACGAGCACCUUUGCGCUCUGCCUGGGCACGACCACACCUCAAACUUCGUUGGGCACCUGUGAAACGGGCUAUGUGUGCAACGUGAACAACGCGCUGAUCUGUGGAUCUGUGGCGACACAGGCUGUGCCCACCUGCUCGUAUGCAGAUGAUCCAACAACAACAACAGCGACGACACCCACAACACCAACAACAGCAGCCACGCCGUCGACGGAAAAUGCCAACGCCUACUGCUCGGCUGUGCGCUCGCGUGGCCCCUUUGCUGUGGGCAAUUAUACGGAGACAACUUGUCGGCAGUACAUCAGCUGCUACCUAUUGAACGGCGUUUGGCGAGGACAAAAAUACACCUGCCCGGGACGCACUUACUACAACCCGACCAGUCGCUUGUGCGUUACCGCAAUACCAACAACUUGCUUUACACCUACGUUCACCACCACAACGACUACAGUGGCUCCAACCACUAGCAAUCCGAAUGCCUAUUGCGCCCAGAUGCAGAUUGCAGAUUAUUUUCCCGUUGGCACCUUAGCCAGUAGCACGUGUCGUCAGUACAUCUACUGCUACAGGGUGGGCACCAGUUGGUAUGGCAGCCUGUACACCUGUCCGGGCAGCACGUACUACGACAGCGCUACCAAACAGUGCGUUGCAGCGCUGCCCGCACUCUGCACGGGUCGCAUAGCUAGCCUAAGUCUAAAUGGCAUAGAGCUGGAGUAA